AAAUUCUCUUCGUCUCAUUCUCUCCUUAACAACCACUGUCGCUCUUUUUUAAAAACAGUCGUCACUUUCGGUCUUUACUGUCUCUCACUCCGGUCUUUCUUUCUCAACCGAGUCAAUCGCUAUCAUUCUCUUUACUUAGCACUCCCGCUGUACUUCUUAAGCAAAAAACAAUGCUCUUCACCAAGACCGCCAUCCUCUCGGCCAUGGCCACCCUGGCCUCUGCCUACACCCAGCCGGACUACAGCCAGACCCCCUCGGGUAACGCCAUCACCAAGCCCGGUCUCAAGGACCUGGUCACCGCCGGCAAGCCCUACACCAUCGAAUGGAAUCCCAGCACCGAGGGCCCCAUCUCUCUGGUCCUCCUCCGCGGCCCCUCCACCAAUGUCCAGCCCAUCGACACCCUGGCCGAGGCCAUUGACAACUCCGGCCAUUUCGAUUGGACCCCCAGCUCCGAGUUGGAGCCUGACACCACCCACUACGGUCUGAUGAUUGUCGUCGAGGGCUCUGGCCAGUACCAGUACUCUACCCAGUUCGGCCUCAAGAACGAGGAGUACGGCAACUCUACCCCUUCUUCUUCUUCUUCUUCUUCUUCUUCUUCUUCUUCUUCUGCCUCUGCCUCCAGCAGCGCCCCCGCUACUACUGAAACCGCUGUGCCCCAAGUGCUCUGCUGAGGCCUCUGCCACGUCGACCUCUGCUGCUCCGGCUACCACUCUCUCCAGCAUUCCUAUCGUCGGGGGUACUAGCAGCGCCGCUGUCUCGUCC
This is a messenger RNA of Aspergillus glaucus CBS 516.65, 762 nucleotides long. Its product is annotated as GPI anchored serine-threonine rich protein. The transcript has 2 exons. The coding region runs from base 171 to 671 and encodes 166 amino acids. The record is from RefSeq and is a predicted model, not a curated record. Lineage: Eukaryota; Fungi; Ascomycota; Eurotiomycetes; Eurotiales; Aspergillaceae.